CGAACUGAAAAUAACACUAAAAAAAUGGUCGGGACGGGCAUAGUGCCGUAUACCUUACCUCAGAAUUUAGGAACCUUCCUGGAAACUGUAAUUUGAUAUUCAAUACGAUACUUGUUGUCUGUAAAUACAACUUUCCGAAAUUUCCAACCUACUUUUGAUAAGCUUAAUAGAUUUCACAUGUAGCCAUUCAGUUGAUAUGUCAGCAUCGAUUCCCAGAGAAAUUAGUUAAAAUUAUUGAGACCUUGUAUUGCUAUAAAUAGCCAUUUCAUUUUGAUCAAGUCGAAUCAAAUUACGAGAUGGAAAGCCACAGAGAUACGAGAAGUGGUGAUCAGUACGAAGAUCUGUUACCUGUCAUGGCGGAGAAGCUGGACGUGGAGGCGUUCGUGUCAGAGCUGUGUGGCGGAUUCAGGCUAUUAGCUGAUCCUGCAAGCGGAUUGAUCACGUCCGAGAGUUUGAAGAAAAAUUCAGGGCUUCUUGGAAUGGAAGGGAUGAGCAAAGAAGACGCGGAAGCGAUGGUUAAAGAAGGAGACCUGGACGGAGAUGGAUCGCUUAAUGAAACGGAGUUUUGUAUAUUGAUGGUGAGGCUAAGUCCUGGUAUGAUGGAAGAUGCUGAAGCGUGGCUUGAUAAGGCUCUCCAGCAUGAAGUUGAGAGUCUGCUUUGAUCCGAGUUUGAGUUGGCUAUAUAUACAUGGUUCAUCUUAAUUUCUUACUUUUAUCAAUAAAUUCUCCUACUUA
Messenger RNA from Daucus carota subsp. sativus, 735 nucleotides. RefSeq names its product calcium-binding protein KIC. The transcript has a single exon. The record is from RefSeq and is a predicted model, not a curated record. Bases 297 to 662 code for a protein of 121 amino acids. Lineage: Eukaryota; Viridiplantae; Streptophyta; Magnoliopsida; Apiales; Apiaceae. Gene Ontology annotation, molecular function: calcium ion binding.